This is a messenger RNA of Dendroctonus ponderosae (mountain pine beetle), 1132 nucleotides long. RefSeq lists its product as uncharacterized. NCBI's taxonomy places the organism in Eukaryota, Metazoa, Arthropoda, Insecta, Coleoptera, Curculionidae. The transcript has 7 exons. Bases 158 to 835 code for a protein of 225 amino acids. The record is from RefSeq and is a predicted model, not a curated record.
UUGAAUGUGGCAACGCGAUUGUCGUAUGUCAUGCGGCAAGCCAUUUUGUUUUGCAAUUUACUGACGCUGAUCGCUAAAGUGUAUAGAUUUAUCUAAGAAAAUUCUUGAAAUAGCUGGGAUAUUUUAUUAAACAACUGACAGUUUAUAGAUUUGUAAAAUGAGCCGCCGGCACGAUUCAGAAAACGAGGACGAUCCUGAACCGUUCGAGAGUUCUGGAGACGAAUGGAACGUCGAGGACGCUAAGAAGGAGGAGACCAGUCGGAGAAAGUCUUCAAGAAUAAGCAGGAAGCCCAAAAGGCCACUGGUUGAGGAAAGUGCCAGUGAUUUAGAUGGAGAAGGACAGUCGGAGGAAGACGACUACUUUUCGGAGGAAGAACCCGUUCCCAAGAAAAAACCGCAGAAAAAGGUUACUAACACACCAAAAUCAGCCCAGAAAAAACAAAAGGUGUUAAACGACAGCGAUUUAUCAAAUGAUACAAACUCCAAUAUGUCCCAAGAAGACAACAAGAAAGAUAAUGCCGCUACAGAUUCCGACUCCUCUAGGACCAGCACGAAUGUUCAAUCCAGAGGAGUUCACAGAAAAGUUAUUCCUAAGACUAUCUAUUCAGAAGAUUACGCUACCGGUUCCUUCGUCAUAUUGAAAAAGGAUGCUCAGGGCAGCGACCCAAGCAAGCAUCCAGUCAUUUGGCGAAUUGACGGCAAAGCAUUGCUACAAAAAUAUGAGGCGUUCGAUGAAGAAGAAACAGUCAGACACAAAAACACCUCAAUUGAUAAUUGCUUGCGUGUUUCCAAUUCAAAUUACUUUGUGGUUUCUUGUUUACACCUUGUAGAAUAGGCAUUAGUUGAUUUCCUUCGACUUGCACAAUUAACAGUACACAGGCUGGUCACCAUUGGACAAAGAUCUAUAUGCCCCAAUUACCGUCGAUGUGAUCCGGCACAAUAAUAACAAUUUGACUGUGCAGGUGCAAUGGGAUAAACUCAACAUAAUUAAUGCGGACAGCGACUAAUUAAAUUGAUUUUUAAAUUUGAACAUAAUGCUUGUUAGUUAAGAGUAUAAAAUGUGUGACAAAAAUAUGAAUCAGAAAAUCGAAAUUGAACGACAGAUGCAUUCAAUAAAUAUUCUGAUCUUGAA